Paramormyrops kingsleyae is the source of this 3772-nucleotide messenger RNA. RefSeq names its product dynein axonemal intermediate chain 7 (gene dnai7). Gene Ontology annotation, molecular function: microtubule binding; beta-tubulin binding. Gene Ontology annotation, cellular component: axoneme. The record is from RefSeq and is a predicted model, not a curated record. Lineage: Eukaryota; Metazoa; Chordata; Actinopteri; Osteoglossiformes; Mormyridae.
ACACGCUACAACUAUGCUGCCAUUUAAGUUUGGGGUUGUCCUUCAGUCUAGCCAGGGCAUUUUUAAACAUUCGUUAUACAACUCUGGCCACUUUAAGCUCCUUUGGAGGCAUGCAACCGGCAGACUUUUUGGUGUUCGACGUAAACAUUAGUCGUCACUGAUGCGGUGCAUUGUGCUCUAAAUAGUCCUAGGCCACUUCUAUGAAGUAUUUGUCAAAGUGUGGAUAAAGUGUCCACCAAGCUCACUGCAUUUAGCUUAUUUGAAGAACGGGACACCCUUGAAUACUUGCCAUAGGCGCAUGGACGUGCACGUCAAGUAUAGUAGUGUGGACCAAGUCAGAAAAAUGGGACAGAGCCAUAAAACGUAAAUAUAUUUUAAGUGUCGUAAAGUAACGACGCUUGUAGGAAACCAGUUUUGCCAGCUGCUCGUUGUUUGUAGUUUCCACAGUAACAGGGACGCUAACACUGGAUAUCGUUUUAUGAGUUUUACAAAAUGUCAGCCAACAAGAAACGAGACAAACUCAGCAAAGUUGAAAAGAAGAAGUUACAGAAGGAGGAGGACGAGCAGAGACAGAGGGAGGAGGAGGCGGCCCGACUGCUGGCAGAGCAGCAAGAGUUAAAGAGACAGGAAGAGGAGCGCAAGGAGCAGGAGGAACAUCAGAGACUCGAACUGAAGGACCGAGAGCGCAGAGAGGAUGAGCUGAGCGAAUUGCGACACCUGCUGGAUGAAAUGCAGAACGCAGUGGCACGAUGGAAAGACGAGGCCAGCGCAAAAACGAAGUGGGAGCGCUACAUGCAGUGUGAUGGUACUCCGGACCCGUCGAUACCGCAGGAGAUCAACAGUUUCAUCAGCCUCUGGCGCGAGGAUACAGAGGUCCAGAUUGGCUCUGUGCUGGAGAACUGCUCCCUGGCUCAGCGGCUGAUUGAGGAGCUGGAGGACCUGCUGAAUGACACACCUCAGACUGCGGGGAGCAGCAGCGACACACACAGGCACCAGGAGACUAUUCUGUCCCUGCAAGAACUCAUCCACUCCAAGCGCAACCAGGCCACAGAGGAGAUCCUGAAGUGGUCAAGGGCAAACAUGGACAUUGAGACCGGAAACAUGCAGACGGUCAUUCAGGAUGCAGACGCCACCCUGUGUCUUUGGGCUAACCUCAACAAGAACCCAAGGUUUAAAGGAUACCAUUUUCACGAGGCAGGCUUCGGGUUCGAGUUGCCCAAGCAAUUGGCCGUGAGCGACGUGGCCGUGCGGAUCCUGCAUACACGAUUUGACCACCUGUCAUGCCUGAGCGCCGGGGCGCAUCGCAUUAGCCAGGGCUCCAUCAAGUCAGAGGAGUCUCAUCCCUCAACAGGAGAAGUGGGGGAUGAAGACACAGAACAGCAGGGAAACGCAGAGGAGAGCCUAGACCACAAGGAUGAAGACUCUGUCAGAUCUGAGACCAGGAAGAGCUUUGCAAGUGUGGCCUCUGAGAAGGAGGAAAAGAAUGCAAGACAUGAUAAGGAGCCGGAGGAGCAGCGUUGGGGGGAGGGCAGGAGAGACAGUCUGCAGGAGGAUACUGCGAUUGCAGGUGAAAGAGACUCCUAUUCCCCCCCGGAGGCUCCGGUGACGCUGGUGGAGACCGAGGUGGUCGACUUGCAUCAGUACACGCCCCUGGGCGGGGUCUUCUACUUCGAUGCAUUCCGGAUACCACCCCAGUCCCAGCUGGUCAAUGGCUGGGAUAUGAGAGAGCUUUCAGAUACGGGCCUGCAGAGAUUCCCUUACCCUGUGGACGAAUCACAGCUGCACAGUUCCACAUCUAGACCGCUGGAUGAGGGGGGUGCUUUAGUCUCCCCGCCUGUAGGGGUCACAGUCACCGUCCCGAACUCUGUAGUGUUCCCGCAGGACCCCCAGGUUGCCCGCUGGGACGCUGUAGCUUGCCAGUGGACAAGAGAGAGCAUCGGCAUCAUCACGUAUGACACGUCCUUGAAGAAGAUCUCCUUCCAGAUGGACUCGUUCUACCCAUUUGCUCUCCUGCAGGACAUGCACAUCAACAUGCCAUUCCAGGGCUGGGAGCUGCGACCGCUGGGCCUGAACGCUGCGGUUCUGGUGGUCACAGCUGCGGUCACUGAGGUCCACUUCACGGUCAAGGGGCACCGCUGCAUGCUGAGCUCAGCCACGGAGUACGAGCUGCCGCACGUGCUGGGGAGGUGGAUGAGCCCAUCAGCGCUGCAGAAGGCCAUGAGGAGAGCGGGGGUCAAUGUUUUUGUGAGCGAGCACUCGGGGAAGUACGUCAGCAUCAACGCAAAGGAGCCGCUGAUCGAGCAGGCAGCCUACGAGCAGAUGGCGCUGCUCUCCUGCGCCGUGGCCUUCAGCUGGAGCCGCUGGAACUCGCACUGCGGGCGGGAGCAGCUGGUGGUGCAGGCUUGUGAGCAUCUGGAGGCGGGGCCUGUGCCAGAGAAGGCCUGGUCCCUGUACCUGCUUAAUGCGGAGAGGACCUGGCGGCUGCGUAUGAGGGAGCAGAGUGAGAGCUUCUCGACAGCCCUGGACGGGGGCAGCGAGUUCCAUGCCACCUUCCUGCACAUGCUGCGUGACUGCAUGGGGGCACCCGGGCAUGGCCGCGUGCGAGACGCUGACCCCUUCUUUGUGGACUGUGUGCUCCAGCUGCUGAUGGCCACACGGGUGCUCAGCUACUGCUGACUGCUGCCCACCCCCCCAAAAAAACAUGGCUCACUAUCUGUAAAGACCAAAAUCUCAAAAGACCCCAAACUGUUAUACAAAGACAUCUUAGAUCAGUGCUGCCUUGUGAAAGGCAGUACAAGGUAACUACACUGACAACAUUGUUAAAUAAAACAAAAAUAUAUAACAACUUAAAAUUAAGAAUUUUUGUGGAAUAUGAAAUCGAAAACCUAAUGUCUAAUGUUUUGGCUGUUCUCAAAAGUUCCAACUUCAUUCUAACAGUCAUUUUUAUUUAGCAGUGGACAUGAAACUCACACAGAUUGCAAAUGUUUUGAGGGACCACCUGCACAUGUAGGCAGGUAAACGAUAGUGUACUUAUUCAAAACCAAACAUAGCUGAUCAAAGAUUUUGUCACUAGAUAAAACAGCCUAAUGAACCAAAUUUCAGACAACUUAGUUUUGGUAAAAUAUGUAAAGGAAUUUGGCUUUUAUGGCAAGAGCGGUUCUUAAGGUUUUGGACCAAGUAUCAAAGUACCAGACAAACCAAAGCAGGCAAGUAUCACAAUGGUGGAGCAAAAAAAAUAAAAUAAUAAUCACAGUAAAGAAUUACCACAUUCUUCUGGUGUACCACCAGGGGGUGCUCCACGUACCACAGAUGAAACGUCCCACAGUCUGAGAACCACCGACUUCACCAUUCACCCUUUGAAAGCACUGACCCCAUUUCCCUGACUGCAGGGUGUCAACUGCAGGCCAUCGACAGACGAGACAGCAGCAUAGAAUCAGUCGUUUUAUUGUGAAAGUUUCACGUUACCCUUUUCCAGAUGUGUACGAAUUCAUAGUGGUGAACAACACAGCAAGAACAACACACAGUGUCCCAUAAGAACAAAAAUUCCACACAACCAAACAAAAAUGCAAUAAAAUGGUAAAAUGAAAGCUUCACUCAAAAGAAUGUAUUAAAAUGGUCAUUUAUUACCACUUAAAUAUGCACCAAUAAAAAUUUACCUUUUCCGGCAGCUGUGUCUGAACUACUAAAGUGAUUUAAAAAGGCAGCCAUGCAAGGCAACCCAGGUGUCUAAACUGGGCUCAGAAAGAAAAAAAAAGAAAAAAAACAAGUCCUU